CCGAAGACGUGGCAAAAUCCUCUUAAAUGUGCUCAGAGCCCACUGGCAGCUGCCAUCUUUACCAGCAGCUGACCAUCAGAAGUACCGAUCUAUGUCAUUUAAAGUCUUAAAGUGUUUGCUGCCCUAAAAGAGGGAGCUGCUCAAGCAAAGUGACCUCUGGGUGUAAGUGGAAGCAUUGUGUGAAGAUUUGUGGGCCAGAGGAGGAGGAGUAGAAAGUGGGAGGCCUCAGUUGAGGCCCUGUGCUUCCCCGGAAGAAAAUAAAAGAUUUGCCAGGAUUUGAGAGAACAGGAGGAGAUGGCUACGGGAGAAAUAACACUUGGCUCCCCACCCGAAGACAGCGGAAGCGAUAGCUUUCCUCCAGGGAACUUCAAGGAUCCUAAGAGGCUGUACUGUAAAAACGGAGGCUUCUUCUUGAGAAUCAGACCUGAUGGAGGAGUAGAUGGAGUUCGGGAAAAAAAAGAUCCCCACAUUAAGCUUCGACUUCAGGCUACUUCGGCAGGAGAGGUGGUGAUCAAAGGAGUUUGUUCAAACAGAUAUCUGGCAAUGCAUGGAGAUGGCCGCCUAUUUGGAGUGAGACAAGCAACAGAGGAAUGCUACUUCUUGGAGCGACUAGAGAGCAACAACUAUAACACCUAUCGCUCUAGGAGAUAUCCAAACAUGUAUGUGGCGCUGAAAAGGACAGGCCAGUUCAAGCCUGGAAACAAAACUGGACCAGGUCAAAAGGCCAUACUCUUUCUUCCUAUGUCUGCCAAGUACUAAUAUGGAAUGUUGACUUUGAUGUUGCACAUGAAGGAAAUUUGUGAUGGCAGUGACAUCUGUGGUUCAGCAGUCUUUAAAAAUCAUUUUAUUCUUGAAAGUAUUCUGUUAUAGCUAUGAAACAGGGCCACAAAGUCUGACCCAGCUGCUGGAUUUUAUUCUAUAACAAACAAUUACAACAGAAAAGCUUUAAAACUUUAAAGAAUAAACUCACUUAAAUAUAUCAGAUAUCAACCUUACCUCUGUAUGUUAAUAAGUAAAGAGAAUAAUCUUCAGAAUAAUCUUCUUCUAAUGUAAAGGCAUUCCCAGUGAUCUUUGAAUUAUAAUGUAGUUUUUAGCCUAUUUCAAAAAGCUUGUGUCUAGGACAAAGGUUUGCAACCUGCAGUUUCUUUUUUUAAAGAAAAAUUAAAAAAAAGUUUCUACAUGUUAAAAAAGUGGUUGUAAAGUGCAGUGUUAGUGCAAAUACAGAUGCAACUGUAACAUAUAGCUACUGUGUAUGUAUAAAUUAACAUGUUUGAAUAAACUAUUAAAAAAAAAAAAAGUAAGACGGGAGAAAGUAGUAAAAGGUAAAAAAAGGAAACCAACUCAAACUUUAACUCACUAACAGUUGAAGGACAGUGCAUAUCACAAGUCAAACUACAACAUCUUGACACAUUUCUGUGCGUCCUGUCCGGUACGACAAAAAAAAUCAAUGGACGUAAAUUAGCACAACCAGAACUGCAGAGAUGCACCAAUAACAGUGAAAUUAGCUAUUUUUAUUUAAUCACUGACAUUACACUAGCUACUUUUCCUGCACUUUUAUUUUGAAAGAACCUUAUUUCAAAAGUUAAAAAGGCUGUUUUCUUUGAUUGUUUGUGUUUUAUCUAUGCAAAAUGAUUCUAUAAAAACAAAUAAGUGCCUCAUUUUUUAAAGGGUGAAGUACAACUUUGUGGCUCGUACUCUUUCAGAGUACAGGUUGCAGACCCCUGUUCUAGGAUAUGUUGGAGUUAUCCAGCCUUACAGUUUUGAGACAGAUUCCAGUUUACGAGCAAAGCAAAGACGUGCAUAUAUCUAUUUUUCUUUAAGUGGAUGCGUCAGAGUGGAGUGGAGCAGGGAGCUUGCUGUCUGCCAUUUAAAGAUUUUAUGAAACAUUUUUUGUCUCUGAAAUCCUGACAAUUUAAAUAAAGAAAUACUCAGAAACAUAAUUUUAAUCCUAAUUUUCUUUAUAUAUAUGUUGUCCAUUAUGAGAAAAAUGCAACAAAAACAUGUUAAAAACACCAAAAUAUUGUGCAUAGUACCACAGUAACAGGUAAAGUACUUGUGCCUAUUAAAUAAAUGGCCAUAUGCAGGUUGUCAAACUAAAGGCUUUUAUUUACUUUUUUU
This is a messenger RNA of Oryzias melastigma (Indian medaka), 2118 nucleotides long. RefSeq names its product fibroblast growth factor 2 (gene fgf2). The transcript is spliced from 3 exons. Gene Ontology annotation, biological process: regulation of cell migration; positive regulation of cell population proliferation; fibroblast growth factor receptor signaling pathway. Gene Ontology annotation, cellular component: cytoplasm. NCBI's taxonomy places the organism in Eukaryota, Metazoa, Chordata, Actinopteri, Beloniformes, Adrianichthyidae. The record is from RefSeq and is a predicted model, not a curated record. Gene Ontology annotation, molecular function: growth factor activity; fibroblast growth factor receptor binding. Bases 295 to 759 code for a protein of 154 amino acids.